CUGGAGCAGUUCUCCAUGGGCAGCCAGCCCGUCUGCUGCCACUUCAAAAAUCCCAGCCAACGCAAAAAACAAACCCAAAGACUUGAAAAACACGCUCCUCGGUUUGGAAGACGCAGACGCUCGAGUUCGGAACAUGAAGUUUCCCAGCCCCGUGUCACACACUGGAAAAAAUUACCGUUUUCAUAAGUCUUACUCUCGGCUUUGCCCAGAAUGCCCAGAGCCAGAGUGAGUACAGAGACGAAGGAAUCAGCACCCGAGAGGCCGGUGCGAGUCGCCAAGCGGCCUCCUUUCGCUGCGGUGAGAACCUCAUCAAGUCCCCGCCAAGAGAGGAGUCUCUGUCUUGGAGAGGUCAGGACGAACCUUGGCUCCAGUCCUUUCAACCUUCACACUCACCUGCAGGAAAGAAGACUGCAGAAAGCAUGCGUGCUGCAAAUGGGGCCAACACCAGAGGCAUCGCGCUGCCAGAGAAAACCGUCGGUAGCAAAGGCACCGCCCAUGAGAAGGACGCCGGGAUGCCCGGCAACCUCGUGCCGGCUGUCAAGCAGUCCAGCGAGACGCAGUGGGAAUAUCACAACGUGGCCACCGACAUCGUCUCUGCCUCACAGAAACCACACCCCGGAGACCAACUGGACAUGCAACUCAUCCAGCAGCUGUGGUCCCUCAUCCCCAACAGUGACGUGAGGAAGCUCAUUGCUCACGGGAUCCGGACUCUGAAAUGGACCGCUCUGAGCCCCAGGUGAGGCUGGCGUGUGCCAAGCUCCUCUCCGGAACCGGCCUCCUGAUGAAGCGUCUCAGUGAGCAGCAGGAAGUAAAGGUUCCCGAGGCAGAAUGGGAUACAGACCAGUGGAAGACUGAGAACUACAUCAGUGAGAGAAGGAAGACCAGGGUGAGCAGAACAGCCAGAGGCAAGUGAAGUGAGAAUAGAUCUUUCUUUCUUUCUUUCUUUCUUUCUUUCUUUCUUUCUUUCUUUCUUUCUUUCUUUCUUUCUUUCUUUCUUUCUUUCUUUCUUUCUUUCUUUCUUUCUUUCUUUCUUUCUUUCUUUCUUUCU
This is a messenger RNA of Sorex araneus (European shrew), 1048 nucleotides long. RefSeq names its product leucine-rich repeat-containing protein 37A2-like. The coding region runs from base 420 to 740 and encodes 106 amino acids. The transcript has a single exon. The record is from RefSeq and is a predicted model, not a curated record. NCBI's taxonomy places the organism in Eukaryota, Metazoa, Chordata, Mammalia, Eulipotyphla, Soricidae.